AGGAGAGUCAGUCUUGGCCAGCGGCGAGGUCAGCGGCCACACCAGCAUUGGGAUGUCCCCCGCGGGCGGGGUCGCCGUGAUGACCAUGCGCUCCCGAAGCCCCGCCGUGGACUGGCGCUGCAAGUCGCCGGUGAGGCAGCAGCCCCACAUGGUGGCGUGCACGAUGCCCGGGACCCCGACUGGCAAGCACCGCUACGUGCAGGUGGCGCAGUCGCACGGCUCGUUCCGCAUGGCGCAGGGCCAGGCGCCGCCGCCGCCGCCCCCGCUGGGCACGGUGCCGCCCCCCGCGCCCGGGUCGCUUGUGAACCCGGAGGACACGCGCUGCCUCACCACCCCGCGGUCGACCACUGUCUGCCUGCCAGCCAGGUCGACGUGCAGCAGCCAGGCGGUGUCGACCGACAACCCAGAGGACGGCGUGGGCAGGACUCCGCCGCCGAUGCGGCUGCCGGGGAUGGACUUCCUCGCGAAGCUUGGCGACCGCGUGAACUUCCUCGAGGCGUCGAUGGAGCAGCUCAAGCUCGGCGAGGAGCCCUCGCACCAGCAGGCGGCGCUGCGCGAGAAGAUCCUGGACAAGGUCAAGAACACGGCCCUGGAGGCCCUGAGCCACUCCUUCAACCAGCAGGCUGUGCAG
Molecule: messenger RNA, 631 nt
Organism: Prorocentrum cordatum
Lineage: Eukaryota; Dinophyceae; Prorocentrales; Prorocentraceae
Source: the annotation of a GenBank genome assembly